UUUUUCGCUUUGGCCCAAUCGGUUAGGAUUUCUACGGACUUUGAAUCCUCGGCGGUCACUCCGACCGGCGAACACCUCUGGACGCUUCCAGAAGCUCUUUCGAAGACCAUCUGCUACUAUUUUCCAUUUUCCCUUUAUUCGUCUCUACUCUUUCUUUCUUCUGCUCUUCCAUGGCCGAUUCCUCCGGCAAGCACGGCCGCGAUCACCCUCUGGAUUUCCAGGGAUUUUUGAAUGACUUGCAGGAUUGGGAAGUCUCAUUUAAGGGAAAAGACAAGAAACUGAAGCCACAGGCCAUUGGAAAAGAAAAGGAGGAUAGAAGGCAGACAGAAAAAGCUUCAGCAGCUGAUUACUUGAAGCAAUAUGAUGCGGUUAACCGUCUAUCAAGAAAUUUUCAGACUGAACAGAGUUUUGUUGAUGCUGCUUCAGAGAAAGAACAGGGUAAUGAGUAUUUUAAGCAAAAGAAGUUCAAAGAAGCCAUUGACUGCUAUUCAAGAAGUAUUGCUUUGUCCCCAACAGCUGUAGCCUUUGCAAAUAGGGCUAUGGCCUACCUAAAAAUCAGGAGAUUUCAGGAGGCUGAGGAUGACUGUACAGAGGCCUUAAAUUUAGAUGAUCGGUACAUCAAAGCAUACUCGCGCAGAGCAACAGCUAGAAAGGAACUUGGGAAGGCUAAAGAGGCCUUGGAGGAUGCUGAAUUUGCCCAGAGAUUGGAGCCUAACAACCAGGAGAUCAAGAAGCAGCAUGCUGAUCUCAGAGCUUUUGUUGGGAAGGCAAUUCUUGAGAAGGCAUCUGGUGCUUCAAGAAGCUCCCCCAAAGAUAAGAAGAUGCUUAAAAAAUCAGACUCUGAUGCAAAAAUUCAGGACAUCCCUCCUGUCUCUAGCAGCACAUCAAGGACUGGAUUAUUGGCAGCUCGAGAACGUGUUGAGGAAAAUGGUGGGGAAAAUGCUGUCAAGACAUCAGCACGUGUAGAAGAAAAUGAGGACAUAAGUACAAGAGCUGAAAUCGCUUGCAAAAAAGUAGCAACAAAUGGUUUUCACAAAGACUCAAGUUCAUAUUUGUGGGCAUUGGAGAGAGAUCAUCUUCCGAGAAAGCCGGAACUGAAGGCAUCAGUGCAAGAACUUGCUUCUCAAGCAGCUUCCAGAAGCAUGGUUGAAGCUGCAAAAAACAUUAUAGCCCCAACUACUGCCUAUCAAUUCGAAGUUUCUUGGAGAGGAUUCUCUGAUGAUCAAGCAUUGCAGGCUUGUCUUUUAAAGACCAUCUCUCCAGCCAAGUUGCCUCAGAUAUUCAAAAAUGCAUUAACCGCUCCAAUUUUAAUAGACAUUGUCAAGUGUGUGGCUACAUUUUUCACUGAAGAACCGGCUUUGGCCAUCAGUUUUUUAGAAAAUUUAGUCAAAGUCCCGAGGUUCAGCAUACUGAUGAUGUGUCUUUCAUCCUCUGAAAAGUUCGAUCUCCUCAAGAUUUGGGAUGAAGUAUUUUGUGAUGAGGCUGUUCCAAUUGAGUAUGCAGAAAUGCUCGACAGCUUGCGUUCAAAGUACUUUCUUAAACAAUGACAGACGUUUCUUUAGCUGCCUCUCUAAAGCCAACCCAGCUGCUUAUCUUCAGUGUAAAGUAUCCAAUUAUUCUGUUUUUGGGAUCAUAAUUUGGCAUGUUGACAUAUCUAACUCACGCAAUGAAGUUAAAUGUUACGAAAA
Molecule: messenger RNA, 1688 nt
Organism: Cucumis melo (muskmelon)
Lineage: Eukaryota; Viridiplantae; Streptophyta; Magnoliopsida; Cucurbitales; Cucurbitaceae
Exons: 12
Coding region: 171-1547 (458 amino acids)
Molecular function (GO): protein binding
Source: RefSeq, a predicted model, not a curated record